AUGCUUCACCGGAAAACCAUUGACGUCAGGCGCUUCAAAGAGAUUUGCAUGGACUUCACGCAGCUGCAUUUCUCCUCUACGGUGAACCUCAAUGCAUGGGUCUCACGCGAUAGGCGUCGUACUAUCGAAGAGGAGAAUAGGCGCGAUGACUUGGUCAGGCGUCCUGAAGUGGAGUGGCAGAACUUCGAUAUCGCCCUGAGUGUCCCUGAGCCGACGUAUACUGAGGAGCAGUGUUGGUUCAAGAUCUACGACUACAGUACGUCGGAUCCGGAUGCAUGGGCUACCCCGGAAACUUUCUUCUGCGAGCAUUGUGAACAGGAGAAGGACGCCAGCAUCUUUUGCCGGGACAACCGGUCAUUCAAAUCGGAUCGACCUCAGUUUCCGGAUCGGUGCGUUGGUUGUACUUACAAACAUGCCCUCCGCAACUCGUACUUCCAGAUCAACGAGUACAAGGACCUUCGAAACAGCGAGUCGUACUCCCUAGCCUGCGCAAGGUACCUCUACAUCCAGUUCUUUCAAGACACAAAGCCAGGCGACAAUUUGCUUGAGUAUAUCAAGAAGUGUUGUCCUAUUGCCUAUUGCCUACAUGUCCGUGGGAAAAGUGGUGUCAUCAUACGGCAGCUUCCGAUGCCCCAUCGCGACCAGCAUCGCGUAUUCGUCGUGGGGAAAGGCAAAGCAACUGGCAUGGGACAGAAGCCUCCGUCCAGAGACGAAGCUGUGGAAAGAGACGUCGAAGAGAUCAUUGCAGCUCUAACGAUGAAGAACGAAACAAACUAUGACUCUUCGUAUGGUGUAGACACGUCCACGCUACCACAAGAAGAUGUACACAUGGGUCAUGAAGAACCAGAAGGAGACGCAACCGUUGGUGAGAAUGAUGCUUUGAGGAUAGCGAGAGCAAAGGCCUGGGAUGCAACAAGGCUUCUCGUCCAUGGAUCAUUCGACGUGAAUGCCGACAAUCCCCAGAACUUAUGUGUGCUUUGCGGAAGUUCGGAGCACGGGUUAGGUGCAUGCGACAGCAACUCCGAGCUGAAGCGGGUCCUCUGCGAAGCUUUCGAGGCUAUGACCAACGCCAUUUCCUCAUUUCCUGAAGUGUUAUCCCUUCCACGGGAAAUCACUGAUAGGCGACCUGAUCGUGAAGGUCAAGCAUCAGCUGCAUCGAUGGAUGUUGACAUUGAAAGCAUCGCUUCUUCUUCCACAAGACGUCCGAAAGCGAAGGCUAUGCCGAGGCGUGGCGCCCAUGGGGCACACGCAGGCAUUCGCAUCGUCGAGUACGAUUCACCUCAGGUUCUUGGAUAUGCCAUCAACCGACGAAGAGGAGAACAUGAUGCAUGUGGUGAGGGCACUGCCAAAUUCUCAUGGACAAUGGCUUGUAUGGCACUUCUUCAUCAGGAGCUUCGUCUGCUGAUAUCUCAUCAUCCGGAGGCCCUUCAAGUUCAUCUUCAGGUGGACCCUCUGCAUCCUCUCCUGGUGUCGCUGUGGCGGUGGCAACAUCUGCCAUUGCGCUAG
This is a messenger RNA of Symbiodinium sp. CCMP2456, 1506 nucleotides long. The record is from the annotation of a GenBank genome assembly. Lineage: Eukaryota; Dinophyceae; Suessiales; Symbiodiniaceae.